AUGGAAGUGCACCACCAGUUCGUCGCGCCGUCGCAGUGCUCAGACUCGCUAUCAUGCUACUUUACCAACAACGAAAGGCCGAACCUGAUAGUAGCAAAGCACACGGUGCUUCAGGUAUUUGACAUCCUGGAAACUUCGCACACCGAUGAUGCCCAUGUGAGAAAACUCGUUCUGGUAGCGGAAUACCAAUUGAGUGGAUUAAUAACCGGGAUGGCCAAGGUGCGCACUCUUGAAGACGACAAGCUGGACUAUCUUAUCAUCGCCACAAAAUUUGCCAAGAUAUCGGUGAUAAAAUGGAGUUUCCACCUGAACUCUAUUUCCACUGUGAGUCUUCAUUAUUAUGAGCCCCAGUUUGAAGCUUUGUCCAUAGACAAGUUGUCUACAGCCAGAUUUAGAAGUGAUCCUACUGGUCAAGUUGCGUGUCUCGAGUCGAACGGGAUAUUUGCAUUCUUGCCUUUUGAACAAGAGAUGGAUGACGAUGAUAUCGAUUACGAUGGUGAUAAGAAGAGCAAAGAACCAAAUGGAGCGAAUGGCACAAGCCUUUUCACAGGCAAAGACAUUGCAGCGAAAAAACUGACAGGCUCUAGUUUCUUGCUGGAUGCCAGAAAGUUGGAAGCGAAUAUCUCCACACUUGUUGAUUUCACUUUCCUCCAUUCCUACAGAGAGCCUACUGUUGCCGUCCUUCAUUCUUCUUCGCCUGUUACAUGGGCUGGCUAUCUGCCCAAGAUCAAAGACAACCUGCGUCUUUCGGUUCUGUCCCUCGAUCUGGAGUCCAAAUCAGCAACAACCAUCAUUGAGGCCUCCAACCUGCCGUACGACAUCGAGAGAGCAAUAGCUUUACCAGCUCCGUUAAAUGGAACCUUACUUAUUGGAUGCAACGAGAUUAUCCACGUCAACUCUUUGGGCUCGCUGAGAGGAAUAACCGUCAACGAGUUUGCUUCCAAGUGCACCAAUCUGCAGUUGAAGGACCAGUCGAGCUUGAAUCUCCAGUUGGAGGGAGCAAUCGUUGCUCCUUUGGUCGAAGACAAAGUUUUAUUAAUCACGGCCACUGGCGAGUUCUACGUUUGUGUUUUCGAACGCAUGGGAGGCGCCUCUUCCAUAUCAUUGAUCGUUAAAGUUCCACAGGAAAAUUACGCUGGAAUCUUGUUGACUCAUCCAGUGUCGGCCACUGUAAUUGAAGGCACAAAGUCUAUGUUCGUGGUCUGUCAUGGUGGGGAGAGUGUUCUCUUGGACUGGCAGUACGGAUCCGGGUCCGCCAUGAGUCUCGCGAAAGCCGGUGUAGCUCAGAUAACAGAUAACGAAAAGGCAGAUAUUGAUGACGAUUCUUACCUCUACGCCGACGAUGAUACACUCGGAUAUGAUCAGAGCAUGGUUUCCAACGAUCUGUUGGAUGCCUCAAAAUUGAAAUUUUUCAAAAGUGAUUGGCUGGCGAACUUCGGCCCUCUUUCAAAUUUCACUAUUGGCAAAGUGUCGACAACCAAGAAGUUCUUUGGUCUGGCGAAUCCAAACCUUGACGAGGACUGUCUCAUAGGAUGCUCAGGGAUAGGAAAGUCCAGUUCUCUCAGCAUAUUCCAUCCUUCGAUCCAGCCCACCAUCAGGUCCACUCUCAAAUUCUCCAGUAUAAACAGAAUGUGGACUUUGAAUGAUAAGCACGGAAAAAGUCAUUAUCUAGUGACUUCUGACUUUUCUAACUACAAGACACAGAUAUUUUUGAUCAACAAAAACUACCGUGAUUUUGCAUCCAAGGACUUCAACACUAAGGAGAUCACUGUUGCCAUAUCUGUCGUUUCUGGCUCUUCUAGAGGGCACAAACAUGAAUGCAUAGUACAGGUGACCUCGACGAACGUUUUUCUCUACGAUUUCAAAUUUAGAAAGUUGCAAACGAUCAGUUACGAUGAGGAAAUUACGUUUGCGCAGAUCGGCGAUGAUGGCUAUGUCUUGAUCACGAGAGAAAAUGGUGACAUUGAUGUUUUGGAGUACACAGAGAGACAAAAAGAGAUUGAGGAGGCAGAGCCUGAAGUUGAAGAACCUGCACCCAAAAGGCCAAGAAGAGGGAGAAAGGCCAAAAACUCAGAGCCCGAGCAAGAAAAAGCUGAAGAAACCGCUCCAAAGAAGGUCAAAAUUGAAUUCACAUACUCUAUGGAGAAGAUUGAGUUGCCCAUGCUUCUUAACAACACUAUCAUCGUGAGUGGUUAUGUCACGCUAUCUCGUAUCCUGCACAAAGUGAAGAUAGGUGAUCAGACCGUUGAAAGACAUGCUAGCAAAAAUCCAACGCCCUGUUUUUUCCUCGUCACUGCUGAUAACAGAAUCCUGGUAUUCGACAAACAUCAUCGCCAGAAGAUAUUCGAGCUGAAUACUGCAGAGCAACUCACUGAGUAUCUCAGUAUUGACCUUAUGAUGGCCAACAAAGAGGGUGUUCCGGACCCCUUUUUCAAACAGAUCAUGGUGACUCAACUAGGGGACCAGUUUCACAAAGACGACUACCUGAUUAUUCUCACGAUGGGUGGAGAGUUGUUUCUGUACAAGAUCUUUUUUGACAAAGAUGAGGGUGUGUUCAUGUUAAUGAAGAUGAACGAGCAAUGCAGAAUGCCGAUUACUGGUGCUCCUGACAAUGCUUACUCUUACGGUACACAUAUCGAAAGAAGACUUGUCAAGGUUGAUUCCAAGUCAUAUUCGGCUGUUUUCGUCACAGGAGUUACUCCUUACUGUAUUUGGAAAUCACAUAAUUCCUCUCCUCGUGUGUUCCAAUUCACAGCAAAACCAGCCCUUGCGUUUGGUGGCUUUUCCACGGAGAAGGUUGUGGAAGGUAUCAUGUUCAUUGAUGAUUCCAAAAAUGCAAGAAUUUGCGAACUGGAUACCAGUUUUGAUUAUACCAAUACCGUUCCCGUUAAGCAGAUUCCCAUCGGUCAAACCAUGAGAAACGUUGUCUACCAUAGCCUCUCAAACACAUAUAUGAUAUCGACUAUGGAGGAGGUUCCGUUUGAGCUAAAGGAUAUAGAAGGUGAGAAAGCGGCCUCGCUCAAUGAAGAAAUAGAGACUCCAACGGCCACGUCGUUGAAGGGUUAUCUCAAACUGUUAUCUCCAUCCAAUUGGUCAGUCAUUGAUCAGAUAGAUCUAGAAGAUAACGAAAUUGCGAUGUCCGUCAAGUCAUUGAAUCUGGAUGUGGUUCGCUCAGCUACGAUGACUCAGUUCAAAGAUCGCAAGGAAAUAAUUGUGGCUGGAACAGGAAUAUUCGAGACCGAAAGCACCUUUACCAACGGAUCCCUCAAGAUCUUCGACAUUAUCGACAUUGUGCCCGAACCAGGACGCCCCGAGGCAAAGAACAAAAUCAAGCAGUUGUUCAGCGAAACCAGAAAAGGAGCUACGGUCACGGUAUCCGAGGUCAGUGGUAGAAUUCUGGCCGUCCAGGGCCAAAGAGCAUUUGUAUGGAAUCUGAAAAACGACAAUAACGUUGUUCCUGUUGCGUUUGUGGACACUGGAAUUUGGACCACAGAAACCAAGAGUUUCCAAAAUCUGAUCCUUUUUGGAGACACCCAGCAAAGUGUGUCGUUGGUCGGUUUUGAAGCGGAGCCGUACCGCAUUGUCCAAUUAGGAAAAGAUAUUGCCAGAGUGGACGUUCUGGCAACUGACUUCUUGGUCCAUGAUGGAAACUUGUACAUUCUUGUGGCUGAUGCCAAUCAAGUGUUACACAUUCUACAAUACGAUCCAGAAGACCCGGCUUCCCAUCAAGGUCAUAGACUCAUCCGCAAAUCUGUGUUCAGAAAUAACUCUUCAACGACGAAUCUGGUUGCGGUUGCACGUUCCAAAUCUCUUUUCUCGGCAUCGCGCUCUCUGAAGGAGAACCUGGUUGCAGAAUUUGAGUGCAUUGGUUCGAAUGUUGAUGGAUCUUUGUAUCGGGUUACUCCGGUAUCGGAAACCACCUAUAGAAGACUGUAUGCAGUCCAGCAACAGAUCUAUGACAGAGAGUCACAUUUUCUGGGACUAAAUCCAAGACUCAACAUAAUCGGACAUAUGGAAAAUAUCAUGGAUAAUGUCAACAGACCGGUUCUGGACUUCGAUGUGCUGAAAAAGUUCAUGACACUGAGUGAGGAGAGAAAGAGGGCCUUUGCCAAACGGAUCGGUAAUAACGUCUAUUCCGAAAUAUAUAGGGAUUUCAUAGGGAUCUCUUAG
Messenger RNA from Kuraishia capsulata CBS 1993, 4170 nucleotides. RefSeq lists its product as uncharacterized. NCBI's taxonomy places the organism in Eukaryota, Fungi, Ascomycota, Pichiomycetes, Pichiales, Pichiaceae. Gene Ontology annotation, cellular component: mRNA cleavage and polyadenylation specificity factor complex; nucleus. The coding region runs from base 1 to 4170 and encodes 1389 amino acids. The record is from RefSeq and is a predicted model, not a curated record. Gene Ontology annotation, molecular function: nucleic acid binding; protein binding. The transcript has a single exon.